AUGGCACAUACUGCCAGAGGAGAAUCUUCUUCCAGCUCUGAUCCUCGUUAUUCAACUCCUAACUGGAAAUAUGAUGUGUUCUUGAGUUUUACAGGGAAAGACACUCGCUUGAAGUUUCUGGAUCACUUAGAUAAAGCUUUUGAAAGAAGUGGCAUCAAAACAUUUAAGGAUGAUAAAGAUCUUGAGAGAGGGAAAGUCAUAAAAGAAGAUCUGUUGCAAGCAAUCGAGGAUUCUCUCUGUGCAGUUGUUGUUAUCUCUGAAAAUUAUGCAAAAUCUACGUGGUGUUUAGAGGAGCUUCAAAAGAUCCUUAAAGCUUCAGAAAUAUUGGAUCGACGGGUUUUUCCCAUAUUCUAUGAUGUUGAUCCAGCCGAUGUAAGACACCAACGAAAACGCUUUCAGGAAGCCAUGGAUGAACAUGAAGACAGAUUCAGAGAGGACAAUGUGAAAGUGCAUACUUGGAGAAGUGCAUUGUGUGAAAUUGCCAACUUGUCUGGUUGGGACACCAGGGGCAGGCAGGAAGCAGAUCUUAUAGAAGAAAUAGUCAGAGAGGUAUGGGCUUACAUAAUUCCUAAAUUACCAUCUCAUGUUGACAAUCUAGUUGGGAUUGAGUCAAGAGCACGUGAUAUAAUGUCUCUCUUGGAGAUUGGGGUGGAUGACAGACGUUUUGUGGGGAUAUGGGGUAUGGGCGGUGUGGGUAAAACAACUCUUGCUAGAGUUGUUUUUGAAAAACUAUCCCACAAAUUUGAAGUGUGUUGCUUUCUUGUCAAUGUUAGAGAAACAUUUGAAAAAGAAGGCCACGUUGUCUCUUUGCAAAGAAAGCUUCUUUCUCCUCUCAAAAUAAAAGGCAUGGAAAUUUCUGAUGAUUACGAAGGAAUGAAGAUGAUAACAAAGCUUCUCUGCAGUAAAAAGGUUCUUCUAGUCAUUGAUGAUGUAGAUCAUCAGAAACAAUUAAAUAAUUUGGCUAAAAGUCCAUAUUGGUUUGGUAAAGGAAGCAGAAUAAUUUUUACAACAAGAGAUAAGCACUUGCUCACCUCGUUUGAAGUAGAUGAGCAAAGAAUAUAUGAGAUGAAAACCAUGGAGGGAGAUGAAUCUCUUCAACUCUUUUCAAACAAAGCAUUCAACAAAGGCCAUCCUCCUGAUGAGGCUUAUUGGAAAUUAUCUAAAUCUGUAGUUGAACAAGCAGCUGGUCUUCCUUUGGCACUUGAAGUUUUGGGUUAUUUUCUUCGCGGAAGAGAAAAAGAUAAGUGGAUAGGUGCUUUAGAUAAAUUAAAGAAAAGUUAUAUUGAUAAAGAUAUUUAUCCAGUGCUUAAAAUAAGUUAUGAUGGAUUGGAUGAGCAACAACAGAGGUCUUGA
Neltuma alba is the source of this 1353-nucleotide messenger RNA. Its product is annotated as TMV resistance protein N-like. Lineage: Eukaryota; Viridiplantae; Streptophyta; Magnoliopsida; Fabales; Fabaceae. Gene Ontology annotation, molecular function: ADP binding. The transcript is spliced from 3 exons. The record is from RefSeq and is a predicted model, not a curated record. The coding region runs from base 1 to 1353 and encodes 450 amino acids. Gene Ontology annotation, biological process: defense response; signal transduction.